Molecule: messenger RNA, 819 nt
Organism: Funneliformis geosporum
Lineage: Eukaryota; Fungi; Glomeromycota; Glomeromycetes; Glomerales; Glomeraceae
Source: the annotation of a GenBank genome assembly
AUGAAUCGUAAUUUUAUUUUUGUAUUCAUUUUAUUGGCUACGCUUUCCUUGACAAAUGCAUUUCCACGUCAACUUCAAAAGAGAACUACUUCCUUUACACAAUGCUCUCCACCUGAAGGGUCUACUACAUCACCACCCUUGCUCUCCGUAAUACUUAAUCCUGAUCCUGUCGUCAACGGAAAACCCGAUAAUUAUACUGUUUCCGGAACUUUAGAUGCAGAUAUCACAGAAACAACCCAACUUGUUGUUGCUUAUGGCGAUCCUGUAGCUAAACAAAUCGUAGGCGAUCCCUAUACAGGGCCGGUUUGUCAAGAUGCUGGAUGUCCAAUUAAAGCUAAAUCCCCAUUCUCUAUUAGCGCGGAUAUUCCGACACCAGACUUACCUAGCCCAUACAUGAUUGUAGUUGGUAUUGUAGAACCACCUCAAACAAUUCUAGGCUGCGCAAUUGCCACAGUUGGUGAUUUACCCCCUAAUGGUGCUUCACCUCCUUAUUCGUUAAAAUCCUUUUAUAACAAUUUUCCCAAAAGUGAUGAUACAAUCGAAAAGGACGAAAAUACUAGUUCAAGUGAAUAUGAAGGACUUAUUAGACAGUCGUUAAACAAUAGUAUAGAGAAAUAUAUUAAAUUAAGUCGCGAAGAAAUUCUGUUGGAAAUAAAGAAUAGAAAAAAUGGAAAAAAUAUUCAAGAGGAUAGGCGAGAUAUAAUGUCUUUAUUUCUUUUGAAGUAUUCGAAUAUUAAAAAUAAAGAUGAUGUUGACAGAAAUAUUGAGCAACGACAACAUUCCGAGGAAAAUGUUGAUGUAACCGAUGAUGUGAUUUGA